Messenger RNA from Cynocephalus volans (Philippine flying lemur), 1154 nucleotides. It is a transcript of the gene UBE2I, whose product is annotated as ubiquitin conjugating enzyme E2 I. The coding region runs from base 118 to 594 and encodes 158 amino acids. The record is from RefSeq and is a predicted model, not a curated record. Gene Ontology annotation, biological process: protein sumoylation. Gene Ontology annotation, molecular function: SUMO conjugating enzyme activity. Gene Ontology annotation, cellular component: nucleus. Lineage: Eukaryota; Metazoa; Chordata; Mammalia; Dermoptera; Cynocephalidae. The transcript is spliced from 7 exons.
GCAGGGUCCGCGCGCGGAGCGGCUCGGGGAAGUCCCGAGACAAAGGAGCGCCGCCGCCGCCUCGGCCCGCGCCUCGGUCCACGCCGCCCGCGCCCGGGCCGCCCAGGGACUUUGAAUAUGUCGGGGAUCGCCCUCAGCAGACUCGCCCAGGAGAGGAAAGCUUGGAGAAAAGACCACCCAUUUGGUUUUGUGGCUGUCCCGACAAAAAAUCCCGAUGGCACGAUGAACCUCAUGAACUGGGAGUGUGCCAUUCCAGGAAAGAAAGGGACUCCAUGGGAAGGAGGCUUGUUUAAACUGCGGAUGCUUUUCAAAGAUGAUUAUCCAUCCUCACCACCGAAGUGUAAAUUUGAACCACCACUAUUUCACCCAAAUGUGUACCCUUCGGGGACGGUGUGCCUGUCCAUCCUAGAGGAAGACAAGGACUGGAGGCCAGCCAUCACAAUUAAACAGAUCUUAUUAGGAAUACAGGAACUUCUAAAUGAACCAAAUAUUCAAGACCCAGCUCAAGCAGAGGCCUACACAAUUUACUGCCAAAACAGAGUGGAAUAUGAGAAAAGGGUUCGAGCACAAGCCAAGAAGUUUGCGCCCUCAUAAGCAGCAACCUUGUGGCAGCGUGAAAAGGAAGGGAUUGGUUUGGCAAGAACUUGUUUACAACCUCUCUGCAAGUCUAAAGUUGCUCCGUACAGUCACUAGUCUCCGGGGGAGGGUGGGGCGGGCGCCACGGUCCAUUUCCGCCACUGGUACACGGUCUCGAUUCGCUGAAUUGCCCCGUUUUUCAUACAGGGUCUCUUCCUUCAGUCUUUUGUAUUUUUGAUUGUUAUGUAAAACUUGCUUUUAUUUUAAUAUUGAUGUCAGUAUUUCAACUGCUGUAAAAUUACAAACUUUUAUACUUCAAUAAGCCCCUAAGAGCUAGUUUCCUCUGCUCUCGGAUGCAGGCAUGCUUCGCGUUAGAGCCGCACUUAGCCUCUGGCUGGCUGUAUGAAAAGGAAAUCAACUGCGCCCCCGCCUCCUCUCUCUCCAGCAUUGGGUUGUGUUGCUCAUGAGCCUCAGAUCCAACGUCAGCCGGCAUCUGGUUCUGCGUCACUUCCUUUGUGUUUAUAUGGCGUUUUGUCUGUGUUGCUGUUUAGAGUAAAUAAACUGUUUAUAUAAAGGUU